Molecule: messenger RNA, 2556 nt
Organism: Liolophura sinensis
Lineage: Eukaryota; Metazoa; Mollusca; Polyplacophora; Chitonida; Chitonidae
Product: indoleamine 2,3-dioxygenase 2-like
Exons: 15
Coding region: 128-1318 (396 amino acids)
Biological process (GO): 'de novo' NAD+ biosynthetic process from L-tryptophan
Cellular component (GO): cytoplasm
Molecular function (GO): heme binding; indoleamine 2,3-dioxygenase activity; L-tryptophan 2,3-dioxygenase activity
Source: RefSeq, a predicted model, not a curated record
CAGACUGGAUUCGUGACGUGCGUCACUCCCCUGUGAGUGAGGAGAGACAAAGGCCACGCACAUGUCAGCUGUUGGGACACGGUUGGCAGAGCAAGAGUAAAGAGUUCUCAAAAGCAGCUGCAGGUGGAUGAUGUCGUCUGAAGAUCUGCCUAUCCGACUUGAAGACUAUCAUAUUUCCAGGAGGACGGGUUUUCUAAUAGACCAACCUUUGCGGGAACUGCCAAUGCAGUAUGCUGUUUGGGAUGAAGUGGCAAAGCAAGCAGCAGAGUUGGUGAGAUGUAAGACUCUACGGCAGGUAGUCGAUCAGAUGCCAUUGUUGGAUCACCGUGGUUUGAUGGGAUACCGGGAGAAACGCCUAGCUCACCUCCAGCUUUCUGUAAUAGCCUCGUGCUACAUCUGGCAGGAGGGUGACGCAGGUGUUCCACAGUCUUUACCUGCCUGCAUCAGCAUACCUUGGUGGGAGGUAUCUAGACAACUAGGACUCCAACCCUCUGUUAACCACGCCACCUUCGUACUGGCCAACUGGAGAGUCGUUGAACAUGACAGACUUAUGUCCUUGGAUAACCUGGACUGGUUGUACCCGUUGCCCGGUGGAGAGAGUUCUAAGUGGUUUUGCCUGAUAACCGUUCACAUAGAGAAGGAUUUUGUACCUGCAUUAACUUACAUUGAGAAGGGUCUGAGGAGCAUGCGUUCUGGAGACAAGCAAAGUUUGACAGAUUGCCUCCAUGGUAUUCAGCGCGUGAUUUGUGACAUCAAGUCAACAUUUAGUAAAAUGCAUGAAAGGGUCGAUCCUCAAGAUUUCUAUGACCGCCUUCGCCCGUUUCUGAGUGGGUGGGGUGGGGCUGGAUCUCCCCUACCCAGGGGACUGGUAUACGCAGGUGUGUCUGAAAAACCACACCAGGUUACAGGAGGCAGUGCCGCUCAGAGUUCAAUCUUUCAGACCUUGGACGCUUUCUUGGGAGUGAAACACACCGGAAGCGAGAGGAAGUUUCUGUUUGAUAUGAGAAGUUACAUGCCUCCAGACCACAGAAAGUUCAUCGACAUGAUAGAGAAUGGUCCGUCUUUACGAGAGUACGUCCUGAAAUCCAACUGUGCGGACCUGAAGACAGCUUUUGAGAAAUGCCUUGGUACCCUAAUUGACUUCCGGAGCUACCAUCUGACCAUUGUCGCCAAAUACGUAGUCAGUAUGUCUCACAGAAUGGGACGUAACCAGGUGUACGCAUCCGUCUCGAAACAAGGAACAGGUGGAUCAAGUGUUGUUCCAUUUCUGAAGUCAGUUAGGUCCACCACCCAGGAUGCACAGCUGUAUGAUGACUGAUUGAGGCAGCACUGAUUCCGAUCCAUGAAAUUCCAUGUUAGAAUGUAUACUAUAUAUGGUCUAUAUUUACAUGUAUAUACACGCAUUUCUAUAGUUUUCCAUGAUCCCGCCAAGUUGUUGUGAAAAGGAUUACAAAUUUUAUGCAUAUAUUUUAUUAUAAGCCUUACAUGUACGUAAAUAACUGUAGAAAGUAGAUCCUGUGUACAAUCGGAUGUAAGUCUUUGAGCUAACUACAUACAUAGAUUGCAUAGAUUUAAAUGGCUGUAGUUUGGCUUCGGCACGUAAAAUACAUGUUAAUAUACGUUGUUGGUAUUAACUGUGCGUUAACAGAUAGGCCUAUAGUUGUGUUUACAGCUGGUAUAAAUACAUAAAUCACACAUACUAAAACCUAUGUAGGGCUCGCCCCUCCAGAUAAGAAGUCAUAUAGAAAAAGAACAUGCAUGAUGAAUAGAUAUACUUUCUCGUACUUUUGUCAAUUGGUUAUUUCGUUUCCAUUUAUCGACCUUGCGGUGAAAUCUAAAUUCCAUGCCUGUGUUACACUUUUAUUGGUUUUUGUUAGGGUAGUAAUGUUGUACACUCCCCGCCCCCAUCCCACAAACAAACACAUGCACUUCCGCCAGCAGUAUGGUCGAAGCAGUAAAAGUUGAUUGAUUGAUUGAUUUUUGUUAAGGCCAUACUCAAGAAUUUUUCAUUUAUACUAUGACGGCCAGUAUACACAAAAUAUUUAUUUAUUUAUUUGAUUGGUGUUUUACGCCCUACUCAGCAGUAUUUCACUUAUAUAAGGGGGGUCAGCAUUAUGGUGGGAGGAAACCAGGCAGAAUCGGGGGAAUACACAAAAUACACAUGGAUUGUUUUUGUCAACAAGGUUAUAAUAUAAAUAGUCAAAAUACAACAUCAAAUUAAGAGUGUUUGAGCAUGAUUUAACGAAACUUUUACUGAAAGUAGAAAUGGACCGUUGGUAUCCAUGCGAGAAUUAUAACUCCCAGCGGGUUCUGGGUUGGGUUCAGUUAAUAAUAUGUUAAUUAAUAAAAUAACUCUUCCCAGUUUCCAUAUGUUUACUGCUGGAAUUACCUAAUUUAUGUUAUCUAUCUAUAUAUACCGGCAUCGCCAUUUAAUACAGACUAUAUGGAUAACAGUUAAUGAUUAGCGACGUUCCACGAUAAACCAUGCAGGCUGUUUCCUCAGCGUUUGGCACACACUAAGCUUAAUACGGUUGCAAGCAGCAAUUUAACAUGAUU